Molecule: messenger RNA, 426 nt
Organism: Rotaria socialis
Lineage: Eukaryota; Metazoa; Rotifera; Eurotatoria; Philodinida; Philodinidae
Source: the annotation of a GenBank genome assembly
AUGACACUAACAGAGUCCAAUGCCUUUAUUUCCAUGUCUUCUAGUGCCGAUCAAGAUUAUCCACCAAGUAAUAUUCUUGAUCCAAGUGAUAAUGUCUUUUGGAUGACCACAGGUUUAUAUCCGCAAGAAUUUAUUAUUACAUUUAAAGAACCAAUUGAAUUUCGGCAACUACGAUUUGUAACAGCUAAUGUCAAACGAUUUGUUAUGUUUACUACGAGCAAUACUGAACCAAGAAGUUUCGAUACUAUUCUCGAAAAAACUAUACCCAAUAAUGAGAAUGCUCUUCAAGUCAAUGAAUAUACAUUAGAUCGUUCAAUGGAAGUUCGCUAUUUAAAAUGUGUAAUUCUCGCUGGUUAUGAUAGCUUUGCAAGUGUACAUUCACUUAAAUUCGACGCAGGCAAGACGCGUUCCGGAAAAAAAUAUUAA